AUGGAAGUGGGGUUCGGCCUGAGGACUCAGAGAGGGUGGAACUUUGUGGCAGCGCACUGGCGGGGCCUCAGCCGCGUUCCAACCGAGCUAGACGCGGGACUGCCCUCUAGUGGGGAGUGCUCGGCUAGUCGCGAGUCCAGCGGCGACACGCGACCAUCGGCAUUCCCUCUGCCGGUCAUCCUGGUGCUGCUCAGGCUCCUCGUGUUCCUCUUUGCUCUGGUGGUCUCUGACCUCUGCAGGUUUAUAAAUGUCUCUGAGAACCAGGGCCCUGGCACAAUCCUUCAGUUUUUCUCCUUCAACUGCUCCUCCUACACGUCCACACCCACCCUGGAGUUGCUCAAUGUCCAGCCACCCACCACCUUCUUCAACCCACCCAGCUUGGCCAGGUGGCAAGGGACCUAUGUGGGCAAGUUAACCUUGAGCAGCUCUGCUCGGUUGGAUGCCCUUAUGGUGAACCACUACAAGCUGCAGCUGAAGUUCACAUGUGGCAACCAUGUGACGGAGGGAUCACUCUCUGUGAAUGUGCAUUGGGACCUUAGCCAUAUCCAGUGUGCUGGUCAAUUUGCCAGCCCAGAAAUGAUUCAGGUGCCAGAGACAGUCACACCUGGGGCUCGGCUGUACACUCUGCUCCUCCCAGACUUAGAACUCCACAGAGCCCAGGUGAGCCCAGGACAUGGGAUGGUGGGUGACAGGAUGGGGGCAGGCAGACAAUGUGGUCCAGACCACGAUGCCCUGGAGUUAGCUCACACCCCAGGCACUUCGGUUUCCAGGCUGCAGGUGAAGGCCUUUGAGCAGCACCAGCUGUGGGCCAGUGCCAAGCUCAAGCUCACCAUGAAUGUGCGGCUGGUCAACCUCUGACCUCCACGCUGCCUCCCAGUGCUUCUGGUGUUCCAAAUCCCCGAGACUGCACCUGUGGGCGCCAUGCUGAAUAUUCUCACUUGUGAAGAUCUGGACUCUGUUGAUGCCACCCUGGACUACAAGCUGUGGUUCCACAGCUCUUCCAACCCUGCCAGCCUCUGCCUUCAUGACAGAGUCCUUGAGGUGAAUGCCACACUGGACUGUGACACUCCUGGAACCUGCUUCCAGCAUGCAGCCUCCAUCCUGGUGCUCGAUUGUGGCCAGCCCCAGAUGACCACUGAAGCGCCGGUACUGGUGAUGGUGACACCCAUCAACGAGUUCUCCCCAGCCUGUGCCCCUCGCACAUUCCAGGUUCAGGAGGAUGCAGUGCCCCACACUCUGCUGGGCUUUGUGGUGGGCAUGGAUAUGGAUUAUCCUCAUGACAACAUUGAGUACUACACCUCUGGUGGUCCUACCACCUUUGCUGUGGACAAUCUCAGUGGGGAAGUUUACCUUCUGGGACCUUUGGACUAUGAGCAGCAGAGGCUGUACAGGCUCACUGUCCUGCUGAUUGACCAUGGCCAAGAACAGAACCCCAACUAUCACCGCUCAGGCUCCUGUACCAUUACCGUCAAGGUUGAGGAUGUGAAUGACCAUGCCCCCGAAUGUGAGCCCCCAUUUCAGGAACUCACCAUCUAUGCUCCUCUGGGCCGUAGUGUGGAGGUGACUAAGGUGUCAUGCCGGAUCCCUCAGGAGCCACAGCACCUGACCUAUUCCUAUAGCAUCGUGGGAGGGAAUAGCCAGAACUGAUUCAUCCUGCAAGAGGCCAUCCUGGUACACAGUGACCUUGUGUUGGGGCCCUUCUGGCCACAGCAGCCCUGUACCUAUGAGCUACUGAUCUGUGUGGCUGAUGCAGGCCGCUCCACCCCUGACCUCAGCACCACAGCCACCAUUAUUGUGCAUCUAGUUCACCGGAGGGCCAGCACAGUGGCCACCAGCACCCACAGAACCACAGUGCCCUCAAUGAUGACACCCAUGCUCGUGACAGACACAGAGGCUUUCUGGCAACCACAGCCCUGGUUUGUGGUGGUGUUGACAGCAACUGGUGCUCUUCUCCUCUUGGCCCGAGACUGGCUUCUUGGCAGGCUCCUCCAGGGGUUGGCCCGGCUGCUGCAGGCACCCAGCAAACCAGCCCAGGUUUUGCUGCUAAACAGCAUCCAGGGAACUGAGGGAUACAUCGAGGGUUUCAUGGAGGCACCGAAGAUGGAGAUGUCCCAGGCACCCAGCAGCAUCAUGAGUCUGCAUUUUGAUGGCAGAGCACAGGACUCCCGUGAUACAGGAAGAGACUACCUGUUUAACACACGCACAGGAGCCUGGCGCUGGCUCUGA
Messenger RNA from Mandrillus leucophaeus (drill), 2226 nucleotides. It is a transcript of the gene CDHR4, whose product is annotated as cadherin-related family member 4. The transcript is spliced from 17 exons. The record is from RefSeq and is a predicted model, not a curated record. Gene Ontology annotation, biological process: homophilic cell-cell adhesion. Gene Ontology annotation, molecular function: calcium ion binding. NCBI's taxonomy places the organism in Eukaryota, Metazoa, Chordata, Mammalia, Primates, Cercopithecidae. Gene Ontology annotation, cellular component: plasma membrane.